Molecule: messenger RNA, 1848 nt
Organism: Aspergillus caelatus
Lineage: Eukaryota; Fungi; Ascomycota; Eurotiomycetes; Eurotiales; Aspergillaceae
Product: heterokaryon incompatibility protein-domain-containing protein
Exons: 1
Coding region: 123-1712 (529 amino acids)
Source: RefSeq, a predicted model, not a curated record
CGAAAACUAGAUAGACUGCUCCCAGCCCAAACCCCCUCCCCCGCAGCUAUGAUUUGCAUCGUGUUUCUUGCACCUUCUGAAAGACACCAGCCUUUUCUAGUUUCAACAUAACCACCGAAAGAAUGAGGUUGUUAAAUACCAAUACAUGCCGGCUUCGAGACCCAGUGUACGACAGCAUCCCUGAUUAUGCAAUCUUGUCCCACAGAUGGGGUGCUGCAAAAGACGAGGUUACUUUCGAAGAAAUUGAGCAAGCAGACCAUAAGGAUUUCGAGGCUCGGCCAGGAUAUAGGAAAAUCCAAAAUUGCUGCGCGCAAGCAAAAUCCGUCGGGCUGGAGAAUGUCUGGGUCGACACAUGCUGUAUCAAGAAGUCCAGUACAGCCGAACUCACUGCAGCUCUCAAUUCUAUGUUCCACUGGUAUCGCAAUGCCCAAGUAUGCUAUUGCUACUUGGCUGAUGUACCAAGCAACGAGAACCCAAGUAUUGCAAACUCAAGCUUCCGCAGGAGUAAUUGGUUCAAGCGGGGUUGGACUCUGCAGGAACUUCUCGCGCCGCUGCACGUUGUUUUCUUUGCCGAGGACUGGAAGGUGCUAGGGACAAAGGCCAGUCUCCAGAGUGUCAUAUCUGAGAUCACAGGUCUUUCAUCCCAGAUUCUGUUGAUGAACCAUGGCGGUGAGAUCAGUGUCGCGGAAAGGAUGUCUUGGGCUGCUAAUAGAGAGACUGCCCAGGUGGAGGACAAGGCGUAUUGCCUAAUGGGCCUGUUUGGAGUUAGCAUGCCCAUGAUGUACGGUGAGGGAGAAAAGGCUUUUGAAAGGCUGCAGCUGGAGAUUAUGAAAGUGUCGGAUGAUCAGUCGCUCUUUGCCUGGGUAAGAAACGAUUCCCUAAACAGGAAAACCGGACUCCUCGCGAGAUCGCCCAGUGAAUUCCGUGAUUCUGCCAAUAUCUCCAUGCGCAAUGGUCAGUUGUGGAACUCUCCAUAUGCCAUGACGAACAAAGGUCUCAACAUCACUCUCCCCCUUAUACCCCAGAAAGAAGCUAGUGAUUUAUUCAUAGGGGUUCUUGGCUGUCACGACAGGGUAGAAGGGCGUCCCCUUGGGAUCUACUUGCAAAAGCUUACCAAUGGUGAUGGCUUCACUAGCUAUGUCAGAGUCAGACUUGAUCGGAUCCAUACUAUUGCAAACGAUGGUUUGCCUGAAAAGGGAGUCGAAAUAUACGUCAAACACCCUGACCGGGCAAAUUUCAACGUUCUCGACUGGAUGAGGCCAGAAAAUGAGUAUAUUUUCUCGAUCCGAAAGAGCCCAGAAGGCACCCCAACAAUUUCAUCCAACGUUCACGCGAGAUGGAGUAUGAACGAAAACAACAUUUACCUGAGAUUUUGGCGCAGUGGGCAUUCAGGUGUUAUGCUCUUCAAGAACCCUAAUGGCCAGAUUCUAUCAAUAUUUCUGGGGUUGCACAAUUACAAUAUUUGGUGUGACAUGGAAUUUAAGGAUACAGAAGAAGAUAUUAUGACAAUUGCGAACGAGUACUGGCAUAGUUCCUCGAGAAAUCGAUGGAGAAAUUACGAUCGAAAAACCAUUGCUCUCCCGGACAACAAAUCGGCGUCAAUUGAAGUGUGGAAAGGACAACUAGAGGGCCAGAGAGCUUACUACGUUGAUGUCAAUGUCGAAAGUGGCUUUUUACUUCACGCACUGGGACCUGGCUGUUGUUUUGAAUAGUUAGUGGGCACAUUGCAACUAUUCAUUUGCUAAAUUGCACACCUGGAAUUAUGUUCGACUGUCUUUCCCAGUGAGAAUGGAGCCUUGCGAAUCCGGUACAUUCCUGACUUCAUAGAUCUUAGUCCGCCUAGGGUGC